ACUGCUCAGCACUCGAAUCUUUUGGCUGAAAUUAAUGAACUGACUCGAGGACCGCUGGAAUAUCUGAAUAACAACUCUACUGGAUUUUUUAUUGCCAUGUGCGUUUUACUGGGGAUGCAUUUCAGCAGAUCGUGAAUGUGUGAAGAAUGUGAUCGUGAUUGUGCAGGAGCAAUAUGGAGUGCUCUUGGAAGACUCUAUUGCUGCUGGUGUGCACGUCCAUGGGGGUGCAGUACACUGCCAUCCGCUCCCUCCAUGACUCCUUCAGUGGCCCAUGCCAAGACUACGCCCACUGCCAAGGACGCCAGGGUAAAGAGCAUAGAUUGAAAUCUCUGUGCGAUGACAAUCGUGUCCCUGCUGAGACUAAUGCAGCUCGGAAACACAUCCUUCUAUUUGCGCAAACCCGAAGUGGCUCCUCCUUUACCGGACAGCUUUUCAAUCAGCACCCGGGCAUCUUUUAUGUUUACGAGCCACUCUACCAUGUCCAGCAGGCCUUCACUAAUUCUAGCAGUCACCUGCAAAGGGCUUUGGAUGGUAGAGCUCUUUUGGGGGCCUACAGAGAUCUCCUUCUCAAUCUCUACAACUGUGAUAUCAACUUCCUGGAGAGUUACAUUCGCCCUGAACCACAGGAUCACAUGACUGGGGCCUUUUUCCGCCGCAGCUCUAGCCAUGCCCUCUGCACACCUCCUGUAUGCCUUGAAGGAAGUGAGGAGAUCCUGGGAGGCCAGCCAGAUGAAACCUGGUGCCCCAAAAAGUGCCAAGCCUUGAAUCUCACUCUGGCCUCUCAGGCUUGCCAAUCACGGAACCACAUAGCCAUCAAGACAGUUCGUAUCCCCGAAGUAGGAGAUCUACGUACGCUGUCAGAAGACCCCCGUUUAGAUUUGAGAAUUGUACAUUUGGUGAGGGACCCCCGAGCCAUUCUUGCAUCACGUAUGACUGCCUUUGCGGGUAAAUUCAGGGCCUGGAAGAUCUGGAAUGCCACUGGCCGCCAACCACGGUACGUGGAUCUGACACAGAUAAUGAGAACAUGCAGAGAUAUAGAGUAUUCUGUGGAGAUUGGCCUGCAGAAGCCUACUUGGCUGAGGGGGAGGUAUCUUUUGGUGCGCUAUGAAGACUUGGCCCUGAAUCCGGAGGAAAAAGCCAAGGAGAUCUACAGAUUCCUAGGGGUGGACUUGCAUCAAAGAGUGCUCACAUGGAUUGCUCAUAACACCAAUGGUACUGCCCCAUCUUCUUCAGAGUGGAACUACAAGUACUCUACCACAAGAGACUCUAAAGCCACAGCUCAAAGCUGGAGGGUGCAUCUAAACUUUGAUAUUGUUAAGACAGUUCAAUCUUUAUGUAACAGAACUCUUGCCUUGCUAGGCUAUACUAUCGUCCAUUCCGUAGAUGAACUGAGAAAUAUAACAAAUAGUUUAACAGAACCUAGGACAUAGUGAAUUAAGCGUUAAGUGAACUACUCAGAUUUCACAACAAAUUAUUUUUGGUUACACAGAAUAUUGUGUUAAAUUGCACUUCAUAUUUCGCACCGUUCUCAUAACAUGCAUACUAAUUGCCAGAGCUGCGUUACUUCCCCCAAGGCCUGGGGCUAACGCACCCCUCCCAUGUGCCAUUUAAUGAAUCCUACUAUGGCGAAGGCUUCCGUGUGGGAAGUAAUUAUGUCAUGAAUACGUUGCUUGGUAACCAUCCUUUAGCACCCCGUUACGUGAAGUAAUUAAUACUCAUGAGUCAAGCUAUUAGCAUAGCAGGAUUCUUUCAUUAUCACCCGGAGCCCUGUGCCCAUCAUUUUAGGUAAACCAAAUGUACAUUAGCGUCACCAAAGGACAACUUCCAACAAUUGCUCAGCAGACUCGCCAGUAAAAUCAAGAGCACAUAGUCUACACGAGACCUUGUAUGGCCUUAAGUAUGAAUGUAGAUCAGAAAAUGACACAAACAGUGCAUGUCCUUGGUACAACAUGCACACAAAAAUUUAAAAUAAACUUGUGCAAUCACAUUACAACCACAUAAAUGAAUAUAAAAUGAAUGAAAUGUCACUCACCACUAUCAAAAAGCUCUCUUACUGAUCUUAAUAGCAAAGUCCCCAAUUAAAUCUUUGAAAUCAGACUGGCACAGAAGGUCAUGAUCAGUUUGAAAUACCGUCAAACAGUUCAAUCUGUUUUGAUUUACUGAAGUCAUCAUCUUAUUUUUUCCUAGCCCUAACUUCAAAGUCUCUCUCCAGUGGCAUUUGAGACAGUGAGGUUAAAGUUGUUUCUAAAUGCUAUCUCAACCUUGGGAAAACACUUUGGAGCUGCUGAGCUACUUUGCAACUUGUGAUAUGCAAAUAAAAAUCCCUAUUUAAUUAAUAUGCUAUCUCCUGUUCCCCAGGCCCCCUAGAGGUCAGGCCCAGGGCUGCAGCCCUUGUGCCCAUUGGGUAAACACGGCCCUGCUACUUCAAUUGCAGUUUACAGUUUAUAUCAUGGGCUGAAUUACUAAUUCCACAAACACAUACCAUUUUGGAAGUGAGAGGCUCAAAUAUUCAAGAAUAUGUAAUGAAAAUGUCUUAUUAUUACAUGUGUUGUUUUGAGAAUACAAAUGCAGAGAUUAUGAGGUUGAAAAGGUUGUCUCAGUCUAGUUUAGCCUUAAAGUAAUCUUGGAUUUCAGGAUCUCUUUGUAAUUUAUGAAUUGUUGUUGUUGCUCUUGCCUUCCUGUCUGUUCUGUUAAGAAAUUCUUUACUUAAUGUAUGUGACUCAUACUCUUAAACUCAAACACUAAUGCAUAUAAACUGGAAACAUGCUUUAUAAACAACUGUUCCUCAUCUCAGGUAUAUGCAAUGCACUUCUUCAGCCGCACUGCCAUUUAAUAAAUAUGCAGAAAAUAGAAAAUAGCAAUGACGAAAUAAAUUAUUGUCAUCUUUAUUUUGUAAUUUAAUAUGCUACGUGAAUAUGUUUGUUUCUUUUAAUUAUUUAUGGAUGCUUUUCCAAAAAAGCAACAGAAUUAUGUGGAACAUUGUGCACUUAUUGAAUUGUAGCAGCAAACAUGAUCAGUCUUGAGUGAUUAUUUGUCCAUUUGUAAGCUUUUUAUGUUUGUUUCUAGUGUAAACACAUUGAUCUGCCUUAGUAUUAAUAAUUAAGCAGGAAUGGUGGAAAAUGUCUAUACGUAAAAUGAACCAGAAGCUUCGGUUUUAAUGUAGGUGUGAUUUGCUGAAGUUCUGAAUGAUAUUUUUCAAAAGGAAAAUAAAAUAAUUAAUAAAGAGAGAGAUUACCAAGGGAUAAUGGCCACAACUCAAAACCUUCCUUUUUUCUCCGUAAGUUUUAUUUUGUUUUCAAAGGCAAGAUGAGCAAGGCAGCCUACCAUUACCAUAAUAAAUGGAUGAGAAGCAGUGGACCUUCCACUAAAUGGUUGAAUAUAGAAUACUUACCAUUUCCCCACCUACAUAUUUUUGUAAUGCAUAUGAACUCAACAUCAUUGAAAGGUUUCUAUGAUCUUUACUUUCAGAAGUACUUUUUUUAGUACCAGCACAAGUAAGCAGUUUUGUUGUGAUUGUGUUGCGGUUCUCUAUUUAGGAGGUCUGUAAUACCUGGUAAAGGCUUUCUGUAAUGGCUGUUGCUUAGCUGGUGCAUCACCUCAUGAAAGUAUGUGAUUUGAAUUUUGCUAUCUUUUCUUAUGGGCACUCAGUUCAGUAUUAAGUCCCCUUUUUUCACAUUUUGUUAUGUUGCAGCCUAAUGCUAAAAUGCUUUAAAUUAUUAUUUAUUUUUCACAUCAAUCUACACACAGUUUCAGUUUUUUCUUAUUAAUAAAUUUGCAAAGUUAUCAAAAAUCUGGUUUUUGCUUUGUCAUUAUGGGGUAUGGAGUGUAGAAUGAUGUGAAAAAAAAUGAAGGGGUCUGAAUACUUUCUGAAUGGGCUGUGAAUACCAUGUGACUAAUUCCUCUGAAACCGGAGUAAAAUGACAUCUAGACAUGUUGACAAUGCUGUCGGUUGAUGGCAUCACAAGAAUGCACACAGUCCCACAGAAUUCAUCAAUGGAGGAAGAUGCUUUUUGCAGUAUGGUGUAGACCAUCUUCCUCCACUGAUGGCUUUUUAAAGGUAGUCAUAAAUAUGUUUUUUCAAAGCAACAUAGACAUUUUUAAUGUUCCUUUUUAUGUACUGUAUGUUUAGCCAAGGCUUUUUGAGGGCUCUUAAAAGCAUGAACAACCACUUCGACAUCACAGCUUAGAAUAGUUGCUUGUGAAUGCCUUAGGACUGUGUGCAUUACAGUGUAGAUGUUCUCUAAAGCAAAACCAAUAAAAGAUAAUUGAGAUGUUGAGUAAAAAUGGUUUUGGCAUUAAAGAAUAUCAGAUUUUCUUCUUUCAUUACAGUAUAAUAUUAUUCUGCAAACAGUAAGAUAAUAAAAAUAUAUUGUUAAUCCAAGUGACCCAGUCAGACAGUUCCGUUUUUGCAUGAAGAAAAACUAAAUUUGACUCAUGAACUGGAGACAUCUUUUAUGAGUAAAUGGCUGCAAAAAUAACUUACCACAGAGACCGUACAAA
Myxocyprinus asiaticus (Chinese sucker) is the source of this 4500-nucleotide messenger RNA. RefSeq names its product carbohydrate sulfotransferase 1-like. The transcript has 3 exons. Gene Ontology annotation, molecular function: N-acetylglucosamine 6-O-sulfotransferase activity; keratan sulfotransferase activity. The record is from RefSeq and is a predicted model, not a curated record. The coding region runs from base 174 to 1430 and encodes 418 amino acids. Lineage: Eukaryota; Metazoa; Chordata; Actinopteri; Cypriniformes; Catostomidae. Gene Ontology annotation, biological process: N-acetylglucosamine metabolic process; keratan sulfate proteoglycan metabolic process.